CAUCGGAAUGCGCCGCCGGGCGGCCUUUUCUCUCCAGCUGGCUUGUUCUCGCGCGGCGUAUCUCCCACAGUGUCCCCGUGGAGGACUGUGCGAGGGUCCCUGCCUCUUUUCCUCCGUGCUUGUGAGGCGGCACUGAGGGAGGGGGUCGGCCGCGCGCAGGGAAACCUUCGCGGCGACUUGGAGACCGCGAAGACUGGCCAGUCGGCUGUAUCCUUGCGCCGCUACGCCAUGAGCGUGCAGACGCGCCGCUACGGCGGCCGCCGGGGCUCCUCGCCUCCCCCUCUUCUGGUCGCCCCUCGCCGGUGAGAGGAGAGAACGCGAGACGGGAAGAUGGGGGCCGUCCUGAGGAGCCUGCUGGCCUGCAGUUUCUGUGUGCUCCUGAGAGCGGCCCCUUUGUUGCUUUAUGCAAAUAGACGGGACUUGCGAUUGGUGGAUGCUACAAAUGGUAAAGAGAAUGCUACAAUAGUAGUUGGAGGCUUGGAGGACGCAGCUGCAGUGGACUUUGUGUUUGGUCAUGGCUUGAUCUACUGGAGUGAUGUCAGCGAAGAAGCUAUUAAGCGAACAGAAUUUAACAAAACUGAGAGUGUUCAGAAUGUUGUUGUUUCUGGAUUAUUGUCCCCUGAUGGACUGGCAUGUGAUUGGCUUGGAGAAAAAUUGUACUGGACAGAUUCGGAAACUAAUCGGAUUGAAGUUUCUAAUUUAGAUGGAUCUCUCCGAAAAGUUUUGUUUUGGCAAGAGUUGGAUCAACCCAGAGCUAUUGCCUUAGAUCCUUCAAGUGGGUUCAUGUACUGGACAGACUGGGGAGAAGUGCCAAAGAUAGAACGUGCUGGAAUGGAUGGUUCAAGUCGUUUUGUUAUAAUAAAUACUGAAAUUUACUGGCCAAAUGGACUGACUUUGGAUUAUGAGGAACGAAAGCUUUAUUGGGCAGAUGCCAAACUUAAUUUCAUCCAUAAAUCAAACUUGGAUGGAACAAAUAGGCAGGCAGUGGUUAAAGGUUCCCUUCCACAUCCUUUUGCCUUGACGUUGUUUGAGGACACAUUGUACUGGACUGACUGGAACACACACUCCAUUUUGGCUUGCAACAAGUACACUGGCGAAGGUCUGCGUGAAAUCCAUUCUAACAUCUUCUCUCCCAUGGAUAUACAUGCCUUUAGCCAGCAGAGGCAGCCAAAUGCUACAAAUCCAUGUGGAAUUGAUAAUGGUGGUUGUUCUCAUUUGUGUUUGAUGUCUCCAGUCAAGCCAUUUUAUCAGUGUGCUUGCCCAACGGGGGUCAAACUUCUGGAGAAUGGAAAAACUUGCAAAAAUGGUGCCACUGAAUUACUGCUGUUAGCCCGCAGGACAGACUUGAGACGCAUUUCUUUGGAUACACCAGAUUUUACAGACAUAGUUCUGCAGUUAGAAGACAUUCGUCAUGCCAUUGCCAUAGAUUAUGAUCCUGUGGAAGGCUAUAUCUACUGGACUGAUGAUGAAGUGAGGGCCAUACGCCGCUCCUUCAUAGAUGGAUCUGGCAGUCAGUUUGUGGUUACUGCUCAAAUUGCCCAUCCUGAUGGUAUAGCUGUUGACUGGGUUGCACGAAAUCUUUACUGGACAGACACUGGCACUGAUCGGAUAGAAGUGACAAGGCUCAAUGGGACUAUGAGGAAGAUCUUGAUUUCAGAAGACUUAGAGGAGCCCCGAGCUAUUGUGUUAGAUCCCAUGGUUGGGUACAUGUAUUGGACGGACUGGGGAGAAAUCCCGAAAAUUGAGCGAGCAGCUCUAGAUGGCUCUGAUCGAGUAGUAUUGGUUAAUACUUCUCUUGGGUGGCCAAAUGGUUUAGCCUUGGAUUAUGAUGAAGGCAAAAUAUACUGGGGGGAUGCCAAAACAGACAAAAUUGAGGUUAUGAAUACUGAUGGCACUGGAAGACGAGUACUAGUGGAAGAUAAAAUCCCUCACAUAUUUGGGUUUACUUUGUUGGGGGACUAUGUUUACUGGACUGACUGGCAGAGGCGCAGCAUUGAAAGAGUACACAAACGAAGUGCAGAGAGGGAGAUCAUCAUAGAUCAACUGCCUGAUCUCAUGGGACUAAAAGCCACUAAUGUUCACCGAAUCAUUGGUUCCAACCCUUGUGCUGAGGAAAAUGGAGGAUGUAGCCAUCUUUGCCUUUAUAGACCCCAGGGCCUUCGCUGUGCCUGCCCCAUUGGCUUUGAACUCAUUAGUGAUAUGAAGACCUGCAUUGUCCCAGAAGCUUUUCUUCUGUUUUCACGGAGAGCAGAUAUCAGACGAAUUUCUUUGGAAACGAACAAUAAUAAUGUGGCCAUUCCACUGACUGGUGUCAAAGAAGCGUCUGCUUUGGAUUUUGACGUCACAGACAAUCGAAUUUAUUGGACUGAUAUAUCACUCAAGACCAUCAGCAGAGCCUUUAUGAAUGGCAGUGCACUGGAACAUGUGGUAGAAUUCGGCUUAGAUUACCCAGAAGGCAUGGCAGUGGACUGGCUUGGGAAGAACUUAUACUGGGCCGACACAGGAACAAAUCGAAUUGAAGUGUCAAAAUUGGAUGGACAGCACCGACAGGUUUUGGUUUGGAAAGACCUAGACAGCCCCAGAGCUCUAGCCUUGGACCCUGCUGAAGGAUUUAUGUAUUGGACUGAAUGGGGUGGAAAACCCAAGAUAGACAGAGCAGCUAUGGAUGGCAGUGAACGCACUACAUUGGUUCCAAAUGUGGGGCGGGCAAAUGGCCUGACUAUUGAUUAUGCUAAAAGAAGGCUUUAUUGGACAGACCUGGACACCAACUUAAUAGAAUCCUCAAAUAUGCUUGGACUCAACCGUGAAGUUAUAGCAGAUGACUUGCCUCAUCCUUUUGGCUUAACUCAAUACCAAGAUUACAUCUACUGGACUGACUGGAGCCGACGCAGCAUUGAGCGUGCCAACAAAACCAGUGGCCAGAACCGCACUAUCAUUCAGGGCCAUUUGGAUUAUGUGAUGGACAUCCUAGUCUUCCACUCCUCACGGCAGGCAGGGUGGAAUGAAUGUGCUUCCAGCAAUGGGCACUGCUCCCACCUCUGCCUGGCAGUGCCGGUUGGAGGUUUUGUGUGUGGAUGCCCUGCUCACUACUCCCUGAAUGCUGACAACAGGACUUGUAGUGCUCCUACUACUUUUCUGCUCUUCAGUCAAAAGAGUGCCAUCAACCGCAUGGUGAUUGAUGAACAACAGAGUCCUGACAUCAUUCUUCCUAUCCAUAGCCUGCGGAAUGUCCGGGCCAUUGACUAUGACCCACUGGAUAAGCAACUAUAUUGGAUUGAUUCACGACAAAACAUGAUCCGAAAGGCACAAGAAGAUGGCAGCCAGGGCUUUACUGUGGUGGUGAGCUCAGUUCCAAACCAGAACCUAGAAAUACAGCCCUAUGACCUCAGCAUUGACAUUUAUAGCCGCUAUAUCUACUGGACUUGUGAGGCUACGAAUGUCAUUAAUGUGACAAGAUUAGAUGGAAGAUCAAUUGGAGUGGUGCUAAAAGGCGAUCAAGACCGACCCCGAGCCAUUGUGGUUAAUCCAGAGAAGGGGUAUAUGUAUUUUACUAAUCUUCAGGAAAGAUCUCCCAAAAUAGAACGGGCUGCUUUAGAUGGAACAGAACGGGAGGUCCUCUUUUUCAGUGGCUUAAGUAAACCAAUUGCUUUAGCUCUUGAUAGCAGGUUGGGCAAACUCUUUUGGGCUGAUUCAGAUCUCCGGCGAAUUGAAAGCAGUGAUCUCUCAGGUGCCAAUAGGAUAGUGUUAGAAGACUCCAAUAUUUUACAGCCUGUGGGACUGACUGUGUUUGAAAACUGGCUCUAUUGGAUUGAUAAGCAACAACAGAUGAUUGAAAAAAUAGACAUGACAGGUCGAGAGGGCAGAACGAAGGUACAGGCCCGGAUCGCCCAACUCAGUGACAUCCAUGCAGUAAAGGAGCUGGAUCUCCAGGAGUACAGACAGCACCCUUGUGCCCAGGAUAAUGGUGGUUGUUCACAUAUUUGUCUUGUAAAAGGUGAUGGCACUACAAGGUGUUCUUGCCCCAUGCACCUAGUUCUGCUUCAAGAUGAGCUUUCAUGUGGAGAGCCCCCAACAUGUUCUCCUCAGCAGUUUACUUGUUUCACUGGGGAAAUUGACUGUAUCCCUGUGGCUUGGCGUUGUGAUGGUUUUACUGAAUGUGAAGACCACAGUGAUGAACUCAAUUGUCCUGUAUGCUCAGAGUCCCAGUUCCAGUGUGCCAGUGGGCAGUGUAUUGAUGGUGCCCUCCGAUGCAAUGGAGAUGCAAACUGCCAGGAUAAAUCAGAUGAGAAGAACUGUGAAGUGCUUUGUUUAAUUGAUCAGUUCCGCUGUGCCAAUGGCCAGUGCAUUGGAAAGCACAAGAAAUGUGAUCAUAAUGUGGAUUGCAGUGACAAAUCUGAUGAACUGGAUUGUUAUCCAACUGAAGAGCCAGCACCACAGGCCACCAAUACAGUUGGUUCAGUAAUUGGAGUGAUUGUCACCAUUUUUGUGUCUGGAACCAUAUACUUCAUCUGCCAGAGGAUGUUGUGUCCACGCAUGAAGGGAGAUGGGGAAACUAUGACCAACGACUAUGUGGUUCAUGGACCAGCGUCUGUGCCUCUUGGUUAUGUGCCACACCCAAGUUCCCUGUCAGGUUCUCUUCCAGGAAUGUCUCGAGGUAAAUCAAUGAUCAGUUCCCUCAGUAUCAUGGGGGGAAGCAGUGGCCCCCCUUAUGAUCGAGCACAUGUCACGGGUGCAUCAUCAAGCAGUUCUUCAAGCACCAAAGGCACUUACUUCCCUGCCAUUUUGAACCCACCACCAUCCCCUGCCACAGAGCGAUCACAUUAUACUAUGGAAUUUGGUUAUUCUUCAAACAGUCCUUCUACUCAUAGAUCAUACAGUUACAGGCCAUACAGCUACCGACACUUUGCACCCCCUACCACACCCUGCAGCACAGAUGUUUGUGACAGUGACUAUGCUCCUAGCCGGAGAAUGACCUCGGUGGCAACUGCCAAAGGCUACACUAGUGACUUGAACUAUGACUCAGAACCUGUGCCCCCACCUCCCACACCCCGAAGCCAGUACUUGUCGGCGGAGGAGAACUAUGAAAGCUGCCCCCCUUCACCAUACACGGAGAGGAGCUAUUCCCAUCACCUCUACCCACCACCACCCUCGCCCUGCACAGACUCCUCCUGAGGAGGGGCCCUCCUCCUCUGACUGCCUCUGCCGUGAAGAAUGUAAAUACACAUUUACUUGAGAUCUGGAGGGGGGGAGGGAACUAUUAGAGAGAGAUGAGGCAGACCAUGUACAGAUAAAGUUAUAAAAUGGGGUAGGGAAUACUGGAGAUAUUUGUACAGAAGAAAAGGUUAUUUAUAUAUUUUCUUAAAACAGCAGAUUUGCUGCUUGUGCCAUAAAAGUUUGUAUAAAAAAUAAAUUUGUACUAAAAGUUUUAUUUUUGCAAACUGAAUACACAAAGCAUGCCUUAAACCCAGUGAAGUGACUGAGUAGCAAAGGAAACAGGAAUGAUAAAGGCAUCACCGACCAGGGAUGUCUGGGCUUUAUCGAUACCAAAAAAUUUCAGAAAAGAAACAGACAAAAAAUAUUAAGUGUAUCCCAGAGCAGCAAACCAUAGAUACUUGGAAGUAGCCAAAUAGCCUUCACAUUAACUAACAUUUGAGAGCCAAGUUAAGAAAUCAUAAAAGGAAAUAAUAAUCUUGGACAAAGGGCUUUGUUUUUUCUAGAGAUCCAAUCAUUUGGAUCUACAAAACUUCAUUCUGGGCAUUGCUGUCUUAGGAGAGCUCUGCUGUCUGUGAGAUACCGUAGGGAUCGUGUGCAUGUCUUUUGUCCCUACCUUAAAGCCUACAACUGUGUCAAAAAGAAAGGUUUUUCUAGAUGUCUCCACACUGCUGCCUCGCCAUGCCACUCUUUAGGCCUUUUUUGCCCCAAGACCAUGAUUUAUUCAAGCUUUUUAUCUGAACAAUUGAUCAAAUGGAAUUUUAGGAAUUUGGGGCGUCUCAUAUUUUACUAGCUCCAUUCCCCAUCAGGCUUAGGUCUUCAAUUUGACUACUGUUGUUGCUUUAAAAAAAAAAGUUAGCCAUAUUAUUAGUCCCCUCCACUUCCAAGAUUUUUUAGUCCUCAGUAAAAUGUCUUUUUAGCAACACAUAUAGACAAUGUUUAAGAAUUACAAGUCUAAUCAUUAUGUUUUUGUCGUAGAUCAUAUAUCCUUGCAGUACUUUCAGCAUAUAAUAUCACAAUAUGAAAUCAUUUAUAUAUAUAUAUUUUUUUUGAGUAAAACAUUUAAUAUGUUCUGAUUAGAGAAAAUCUAUUUAAAAAGUGUGUGUGUUUGUGUGUGUUACCAUUAGCUUUUCCUAUAUUAACUGUUUGUGACAUUUUCAUGUUCUUUAGACCAGGUUUUCUCAGAAUGAUGUCUACAUACAUACCUCUUCUAACAUGUGACAUGAAUUUGAUAUCUUCCUGUUACCCACUGUGAAUGUUAGGUUGUUUUCAAAUUAUCCACAAAUUAUUUUUUAUAGUAUCCUCAUGUAUUUUUAUGUGUGUUCUCUCUCUUAUCCCAUUAUGGAUUAAGAUAAUUUAAGAAGUUUAACAGGGGAUUAAAUGAGAAGAUAAACUGUUAGAACUUGGGUGGAGGGGAAUAACAGAAAAAGUCUCUUGUGUAACCUGCCUGACCUGCUGUCAUGUAUGGUACUGGGGCUGCUACAUCUUCAGCUAUCAGGGCUGACCUGUGGAAUGAUUCUAGCACUGCUCUGCCACCUUGCCAGAAGUUAGCUUCCUGCUUUUCACAUGUUUCUAGCACUGCUCUGCUAAAAUUGAAUGUUUUUUAAACUAGUGUAGAUACUGGUGAGUUCUUGUUCUUCUGUGUCUGUCUCUGUCUCUGUUGUUUGUAUUGGUGUGACCUCUCUGGUAAUCAAGAGCUCCCCUAAAAAUGUCAACAGAAAAAAAGAUUCAGAAUUUUGGCAGGGGCAAAGUAACCUUUCACGCAACUAAAAAAUAUGUAAGUAACAUACUUAAAAGAGGGAAAAAAAUUGGUUUCAGGCUAAUGCUCAGAAUGUUGGAGGCAAUUUAAGAACCAGGUGCACUUGAUUUUGCAUAUAUACAAAUGGUGAACCAUCAGUGUCUUUUAUCUCAGUCAGACAAGUUUUGCCUCUUCCUGUUGCUGGAACAAAGUGCUUCACAGUCUGAGACAAAGUGGACAUUGAACUUCUGAUCUGUGACACAUGGGCACUGGAUGUUUCGAAGAUGGGAAGGUUAGCAAUAACUGGGUAUCAGAGUUCGAGAAUUCUAUGUUUACAUGUUUAAUGUACAUCUUUACCUGGUGGGCUUCCCAUGUGGAAACUUGCACUAUAAUGAAUUAAGAAGAAUAUUGCCUUGUUUUAUCUCAGUCCAAGUGCUUGUACUGCGAAGGCAAUGGCCUCUUCUUGCAAAAUACUAAUUUGUGUGCCAAUUUGUUUUGAAAUUAUUUGAAGGUAGUGCAGCUUAAUCUCAGUAUCCUCUUUCUAGGAUCAUUGAGAUGGAUUCUUGAUAUUCCUGAGUACUUUUAGUGAGAAGAUUGUCAUAUUUGGAGAAGUGAAUGAUCUUCAGGUUAUAUGGAUAGUUAAGCUUAAGUAAAAUACAUCUUGAUUACUAAACAUAAGAGCUUUAAUUGGAAAAAAUGAACAUGAGAACACAAGUAUGGGAAAAAAAUGCAAAAAAGGUGAUAAGCUUGGUGUAUCAUAAAAUUCACUAUUCAACAUUAGAAAUGAAUAUAAGUUAAUUCAAUCUUUAAAUUCAGGGCUGGAGAUUUAGCUCAGUGGCACAGUGCCUGCCUGGAAAGCACGAAGUCCUGAGUUCGGUUCCCAGUAAUCUGCCCAUCUUUAAAUUCAAGAUAUUUUUAACAUCUUCAGUUAUGCAUACUUACUGAUACUAAAAUCUUAUCUGGGAAAUGAACUUUGAUACCACUUGCACUGCAGCAAGCUCUUUAUUGGUCUUCUAUAACCAAGGUUCUCAACCUGGCUGCCCGUAGCCCAAGGGUUUGCUGCCUGUUGGUUCGGAGAGUAUAAUUCAUGUCUUGUUGCCUGGCAACUCUGAUUUGAACAUGGUGCAUUCCUGCUGGUGGUUAAGCUGGCAGAAACAUGUUGUCACAUAAUGGCACAUUCACACGAGUAUUAAUUUUUCUUCCAUGAAAUUUUAUUAUGCCUCUGGCACUUGCUAUAAUUCUUCUAUACUACAUAUUAAAGAUAUCUGUUUAGCUGAAAAGUGUAGUUCUUUCCAUUCUAAUGUCAGAACACUUUGUGAUACUCUACCAAAAGACAACUUGAUCCUUUAGCAAGUUUGAGAAAAUGGACAGUAAGUUAUUUAGAAAUGAAGGCUUCAAUUAAAGUACAUCUUCAUCUAAUGUAGGCCAAUAAACUGGGGAAGGAUUUUUUGUUUAGGUUGUUACUGGUUUUAUUUUUUUUUCUUUGUUUUGUUUUUGUUUUUGAGACAGAGCCUCUUUAUAUAGAUCAAGUUGAUCUUAAACUCAUUAUGUAGCCCAUGUCCUCAAACUUGGAAUUCUCUUGCCUCAGUUUCCUGAGUGUUAGGAUUAUGGUAUAUACCACUACACCUGGCUAGGAAGGUUGUUUGAGCAGUAAAAUUUUAGGUAAUUAAGGGUUUUAUGCAUUUUAAAAUAAUCCUGCAGUCGAUACUUUGUAUAAGGGCAACUCAUUCAGUGUUUAAGCUGUAAAAAUAACGUCAAUGUUAGGUAGCAGUUCAUUUUGGGGAAAUACUUUUUCUCUAGUCUCAUUAAUGGAGACUAUUUCAAGUAGAAUCAAUAACUACAACUUACCUACGCUGUUAGUGAAAUGUUACGUGACCUGAAUUGAACAGUCAUAGUAGAGAUGAGAGGUUUGCUGUAGCUUGUUUGUGGCAGGUGGGCUGCUUAGAUCAGAAUGUUAGAAAUGUAGGGGCUUUUGUUUGUUUGUUUAAUUUUACUUCGUGGGAAACUUUACAAGAUUCAGAAACAAAAAUUUGGGACUUUUCACACUCCCAAAUAUGUCAUGAGUUUGCCAUUCUUACAUCUACAUGUAUACGGCAUCCACGGUUUGUGAAGUAUUGUAUAUGGGCAUCUAAAAUAUUAGUUGGUCAGCUAAUAACUGGACUCCACAUAUGAGACUGUGGCAGUGUAUUAAGCAUGGACAUGGACUGAGUCCUGAAGAAGUUUAAAUCAAGUUUUUAAACAUACUGUCAGAUUUUUUGUUUUAAGGUUCUUAGGAAUGAGUCCAAGGCUCUUACAGAUCUUUUUUUUAGUUUUGAGAUCGGGUCUUCCUAAUUAAAUGAGUUGCUCAGACUUGUGAUCCUCCUGCCUCAGCGUCCUAGAGUGCUAGGAUUACAGGCAUAUGCCUGUAAUUUGUUAAACUCAAAAAAAUUUACUUGGUAUUCUUUCCUUAUCUCAAGUCUAAAAUAGACCAAGGAAAAUACAAUGAUUUUCAGAAAGCACUAUUAGUUCGUUGACUCCUGAGUUAGCAUUAGUGUUUUGUCUCAAAAACUAACAUUUUCAAUUCACGAGUUUUACAGUGAAGAACUUUGAACUUCAACAUAAAAAUUUUACAUUUAUAAUUUUGUAAAAAUUUAAAUGGGCAUUGUGAAUACAUAUCCUCAGGGUAUUUCUCUUUGAUUUGAUUGCGUAUCUUACUAGAGUGGAAAGGGAGAUAUAAGGUUUGUAGAUUUAUCUUAGUGACUUAGAAUCAAAUUGCUGACUGUACCCUUACUUUCUUUUAUUGAGGUAAAAUAUACCAUUUUCUCUUCCAUCAGAAAUUUUUAAAUCAUUCUUAGUUUUAUUAUUGAAAAAUACCUUCAGGACUUGAUAGAAUUAUAAACUUGAUUUUUUAUCCUCAGAAGUGAAAUAUAGACUUAUCUAGCCAGAUAAUGAUCACCUAUGAUUUUCACAGAAAUUAACACCAAAGAAUUAUAGACAACAUACUUUUGCUUAACUAUCCAUUUGGGUUGUUUUGUUUUUUAAUUUACCCGAAAUUAACACCAAAGAAUCAUAGACAACAUACUUCUGCUUAACUAUCCAUUUGGGUUGUUUUGUUUUUUAAUUCAGUAUAUUGAGGUAAUGGAGAUCUUAGAAUAUCUGUAUCAGUGAUUAAAUAUGAAUAUUAAAAGGAAUAUAAAGUAAGAAAAUGAUUCCACCCAGUAUUAGGAAGUUAAGUGUCUGGGUUAUUGAGAAUUCAAGAGGAAAGAGGAUAUCAUGAAGCUUAAACUGAACUAGCCUUACUUGCAAGUGAAGGAUCUGGUGCUGCUUUCAGAUGUUUUAUCUUUUGUGUUUUAAAACUUUUUCUUAAGCUUUAAUCUUCGUCAUUGUCUUAAAAGUCAACUGGUGUUUCUUGUUCAUCGACUUUGGUACGAUGGUGCUUUGCAAGGAUGUAUUUAUAUUAUAAUGGCCAACAUUUGGUCAGCCCUUGUCCACUUCCCCCUUUUGUAAAAUAAGUGCUUUAAUUAUAACUGUAUAAAAAUACCUUGUAUAAAUCCCCUUUUUGAUUAUUACAAUAAGCUGAAUUGUAACAAAUGAAAUGUUGAUUUUUAUAAUAAAACAGUGGAAAAAUAAAA
Messenger RNA from Cavia porcellus (domestic guinea pig), 10560 nucleotides. RefSeq names its product LDL receptor related protein 6 (gene Lrp6). Gene Ontology annotation, biological process: Wnt signaling pathway involved in somitogenesis; receptor-mediated endocytosis involved in cholesterol transport; chemical synaptic transmission. Gene Ontology annotation, molecular function: Wnt-protein binding; Wnt receptor activity. The transcript has 24 exons. NCBI's taxonomy places the organism in Eukaryota, Metazoa, Chordata, Mammalia, Rodentia, Caviidae. The record is from RefSeq and is a predicted model, not a curated record. Bases 331 to 5172 code for a protein of 1613 amino acids.